CGACUUUCUGGAAGGACGCUCAACUUUUGUCACUUUCUCUCUGCUGCUGCAUCACACACCUACGACCCUCGACUCUCACAUAUAUCACGCGUGCCACUCACCGAACUCGACACCUGGAAUGCUCUGAGCGCCAUACUGCACAACUCCAGCACAACAUGAGCUCAGGCUCUCCCUCCGGCAGUGGCUACGCCUCGCCCUCGAACAGUUCACCUUCAUCCAUGCGCCGCCACCCGGGUCGUCCCCAGUACAUGACUGUCGGCAACGGUUCGACAUCUGAGCACGCCGCUCGUCUUGCCGCUAUGCUCGACAACGAUUCUGGCUACGGUGGAAGCAUCGCUGACGGCACUACCUUCGAUCCCACCUUUGACCAAGACCCCAUGACACACCUGGCUACAGCCCAAGGUGCUACCUCCGACAACGAAAGACGCGCCAUUGCCAGUCAUGUACACCAACUCCAAUACAAUCAAAAUCGUACCGCUCUCGGUCGUGCCAUCUCCGAGACCGUCGACACUCUCAAGAAGCUGCAGGAGAUGAACUCGAAAUGGCCUGCUCAUUAUCCUACUGUCCAGCGUCCUACACCCGCGCCCCGCAUUCACCCAGACCCCCGACCGGGUCUCGUUCACACUCAGUCUGGUUUCGACAAUCACCAUGCAAACCCAGAGCCAUUCAGACGGCCCGCCCCUCGCCGUGCUGGUACCUCCAUAGGCGAGGAUAUGGCUGUGGCCGAGUCUAGCGAUGCAGCUGCGCGUGCUCCAGCUCCGGAACCCAGAUUGGUUACCCCUCAGCUUUCUCAGCAAUUCUCGGUGCUCAAAAUCGAACUCAAGAUGGAGGGCGUACAUCAGACCGAGCUGGUCCACUCGCUGGAAAAACAAUCAAUAGCUUCGCUUCUCGAUGGUCAGAUCAACAACAGUGUUCGACACCUGUUUUCGCUCAGGGACCGUAUCGAGGACACAUCCAGUAAAGUCUUGAUCACCGGUGAUCUCAACGCUGGAAAAUCGACUUUCUGCAACGCUCUUCUCAGACGCAAGGUCUUGCCCGAGGACCAACAGCCUUGCACAAGCAUUUUCUGCGAGGUCCUGGACUGCCGCGAAAACGGAGGUAUCGAAGAAGUACAUGCCAUCCCGAAUGGUGUCGAUUACAACCGCCACGAUGAAAGCACUUAUGCUGUCUUCAGCCUGGAACAGCUCGAAGACAUUGUGAUUGAUAAUGAGAAGUGGUCGCAGUGCAAGGUCUAUAUCAAGGAUGUCCGUUCGGUGGACCAGUCACUACUCAACAACGGUGUCGUGGAUAUUGCCUUGAUUGACGCCCCUGGACUCAACAAUGACUCUCUCAAGACAACCGCUGUCUUUGCUCGACAAGAAGAGAUUGAUGUGGUUGUGUUCGUUGUUUCUGCUGCUAACCACUUUACUCUGUCGGCCAAGGAAUUCAUCUUCAACGCCGCUCGUGAAAAGGCAUACAUGUUUAUGGUCGUCAAUGGUUACGAUAACAUUCGCGACAAAAAGAGAUGUCAGGAGAUGAUUCUAAAGCAAGUCAACCACCUGAGUCCUGCUACUUUCAAGGAAUCUUCAGAACUCGUACAUUUCGUCUCGAGCAACGCCAUCCCUGUCGCUCCUGCUGGUGGACCCGGUGGCCCAGACGGCCCCGGUGGCUCUGGAGGCGGCUCCGGAUCAAGUAGUGGUGGCCCUAGCGGCGAUCCUACUAACGACGACGACUCAGACAAGAAAGACAAGGGCAAGGGCAAGGAGCAGGAGAAGAUUGACGACUUCAAUGAGCUUGAAGCUUCUUUGCGCCGAUUCGUGCUCGAGAAGAGAGCACGUUCCAAGCUGGCCCCUGCAAAGACGUACCUUCUCAACGUACUCGGUGAUCUCGGAAACCUUGCUGGCGUAAACAAGGAAGUCGCACAGAAUGAGCUUGAUCGUGUCACUAAAGAGCUCAAGGACCUUGAGCCCGUAUAUGAGAAGUCCAAGAAAGCUCGUUCAGAGGCUGGAGAAGGUGUCGACUUCACAAUCGACGAGACUGCAUCCGAUAUUUACAAAGCAUCUCGCGACACCAUCAACAAUACUAUUGCUCGUGUCGGAGAGCAGAAUCUCGGAGUCGACUAUCCCGGCCUUUUCAGCGUCUACCAAUACGCAGAUGAGCUUAAGACAGCCAUGCUGGAACAGAUCACACGUUCGGUUCACGACUGCGAAGAAGCAGCUAGAGAACACACAUCCAAGGGAGUUGACGGUAUCAAGAAUUUGGGAGUCCUCCACCUCGGCGAUGACUAUGAGGAUUUGACUUUCAAGUCUGAGUACAUGUUCCGAACCCGCAGAGACGCUUUGACACGACAGGUCGACGUUGAUGUCGAGAUGUCCGACUUCUUCGACCUAGCAAGCCUCUGGGAGCGUCAAGAGAAGGUUGCAGGAGCGAGUAUGGCAGUCACCAUCGCCGGUGUUGUGGGUGGCCGUAUGUUCGGCGGUGUCGGCUGGGUUGAUGGUGCUCUUGGUGCUGCAAAGGUUAUCGGACCCAGCAACCUGCGCAGACUGAUGAUUCCUGGAGUCAUUCUUGCACUUGCCCUUGGAGCUUCGUACGCCUUGAGUUCAAUUCCCCACUCGCUACCCCGACGAUUGUCACAGAAGCUUUCAGCUCAGCUUGCGGAGCUGGACUACACACACGCCAACGCUACACGUAUCUCAUCUGAGGUCAGAAGAGCACUCAAGUUCCCCGCAGACAAGCUUCGUGAGGGACUUCAGCGAAGUGUGGAGCAGUUACUCGACGAGCGCAAGGAGAAGAUUAAGCUCCAGAGCGAGAGCGAGGUUGCCAAAAAGUACUUCAGCAACCUCGUCAGAGAGAGUGGUGACAUCCGAAGCAGAGUCAUGCGGGUCGACUUGGAAGGACCCGCGCCUGGUCAUCUCGGCGGCCAUGGCGUCUAGUUGCCGUUUCAAUGGGCAAAAGCAAUUGGGAAAGGCGCGAAACGGCGCAAGGAGCAGGCAUCCGUUCAUCUUUCGUUUCUGGGCCCAAAAAGGAAUUCGAUUGUACCGUUCAGCUCUUGAGGGUAGCUUCGGGCAUCUUGCACUUCUCUUCUCUUCUAUAGUUCAAUACCCCUCUUACAUGAAACAGUAAUGCUAUUCUACCCUA
This is a messenger RNA of Aureobasidium pullulans EXF-150, 3117 nucleotides long. RefSeq lists its product as uncharacterized. The transcript is spliced from 2 exons. Bases 156 to 2912 code for a protein of 918 amino acids. Gene Ontology annotation, cellular component: mitochondrial outer membrane. Gene Ontology annotation, molecular function: GTP binding; GTPase activity. NCBI's taxonomy places the organism in Eukaryota, Fungi, Ascomycota, Dothideomycetes, Dothideales, Saccotheciaceae. Gene Ontology annotation, biological process: mitochondrial fusion. The record is from RefSeq and is a predicted model, not a curated record.